This is a messenger RNA of Vanessa atalanta (red admiral), 1443 nucleotides long. RefSeq names its product acyl-CoA Delta-9 desaturase-like (gene Desat3). The transcript has 6 exons. The record is from RefSeq and is a predicted model, not a curated record. Gene Ontology annotation, cellular component: endoplasmic reticulum membrane. Lineage: Eukaryota; Metazoa; Arthropoda; Insecta; Lepidoptera; Nymphalidae. Gene Ontology annotation, molecular function: stearoyl-CoA 9-desaturase activity; iron ion binding. The coding region runs from base 174 to 1205 and encodes 343 amino acids. Gene Ontology annotation, biological process: unsaturated fatty acid biosynthetic process.
UCGUUAUGUUGUUUUCACGACGUAUAGAUCUGCCAUUUUUAAAUACGACGUAAAAAUCAUUCGCACUCUUACGAGACGUCUAAAUCCGACCGCAACCCGCUAAGUGCUAACUGAAUAAACCAUUUUGGUGAAAUAAGUUACAGUGCUAUUCCUUGAAGUAAAUUAAAAACAAAAUGCCUCCUCAAGGGCAACAGACGGGAUCAUGGGUUCUAUUCGAGUCGGAUUUGAACAAAGACGCCACCACGCCGAUCGUCCCACCUUCGGCUGAGAAGAGGAAAUGGGAGAUUGUUUGGAGAAAUGUAAUACUUUUCGUCUUUCUCCAUAUAGGAGGAGUCUAUGGGGGCUAUCUCUUUCUAACAAAAGCAAUGUGGACUACUCGUCUAUUUGCGGUGAUACUUUACCUAUGUUCCGGCCUUGGUAUCACAGCGGGCGCGCACAGACUAUGGGCCCACAAGUCUUACAAAGCUAAACUUCCCUUGCGUAUACUACUGACUAUUUUCAACACAAUAGCUUUUCAGGACUCCGUACUGGACUGGGCCAGAGACCACAGAAUGCACCACAAAUACUCCGAAACCGACGCAGAUCCACAUAAUGCGACACGUGGUUUCUUCUUCUCGCAUGUUGGAUGGCUGCUUGUCAGGAAACAUAGGGAAAUCAAAGAGAAAGGCCACACCAUCGACAUGAGUGAUCUGAAGGCUGAUCCUGUUCUACGGUUCCAGAAAAAGUACUAUCUGAUCCUGAUGCCGUUGGCGUGCUUCAUUUUACCUUCAAUCAUUCCUACGCUUUGGGGAGAAUCGUUAUGGAACGGAUACUUCGUGUGUGCUAUCUUCCGAUACGUUUACGUUUUAAAUGUAACUUGGCUAGUCAACUCCGCGGCUCACAAAUGGGGAAGCAAGCCUUACGACAAGAACAUCAACCCUGUUGAAACGAAAUCGGUGUCAUUAGUAGUACUCGGAGAAGGUUUCCAUAACUACCACCACACAUUCCCAUGGGACUACAAAACCGCUGAACUUGGUGAAUAUUCGUUAAACUUAUCGAAGUUAUUCAUUGACACAAUGUCUAUAAUCGGCUGGGCAUACGACCUAAAAACCGUGUCGAGUGACGUCAUAAUGAAAAGAGUCAAAAGAACAGGCGACGGCUCACACAAGGAAUGGGGCUACGAAGAACUUAACGACUCGUCACAAACCAAAAUUAGUCAGGAUUAAAUUUAAAAAACUAGUUGAAGAAUACCAAAUAUUAGGGAUGGGUAUUUGCUCAUAUAGUAAUCUUUUUCACUUGCUUAGUUCUUUAUCUCACAGCCAACACGCUUUGUAUUAGAUAAACAGUGAAUGAUUUGUGAUAAAUAUUUAUUGUAAGAUAAACGUUUUCAUUUUGUAUUUAUUAAAUGUUUAUAUGGAGUUAGAAGACUAUUAGUUUGUUAGAAAAUAAAAUAUUAGGAGUAAA